This is a messenger RNA of Parasteatoda tepidariorum (common house spider), 690 nucleotides long. NCBI's taxonomy places the organism in Eukaryota, Metazoa, Arthropoda, Arachnida, Araneae, Theridiidae. The record is from RefSeq and is a predicted model, not a curated record.
AUGUACAAUUUAGGUGAUGCAGAAAAAGGAGAGCAAAAUCAGUUAAAUAUUUCGGAAAACCUGAUUUCUGAUGCGGAACUUCACGAAGAAAUGCCAGGUCCAGAAAAGUUGUCACAAUUCGAAAAUAUAAAAGAAAUUUCAAACAAAAAUUCUUCUGUACAAAAUGCAACAAUUCACUCGGAAAAAGUUGAUUUGAUUCGUGAUUUACAAACACAUUUUAGUUCUGAUCCUGCUGAAUGGAACGUGACUGUAGAUCUGAAACAUUGCAUUGCAAAAAACCCUGUUUCUCAAGAUUUAAAUUGCGAUUUCAAAUUUACUUGUAGACAAAUAGGUGACAAAAAUAGGCAUGUAACUAAAGACUUAUUUUUUCGAAAGUUAAGUAAGGAUGAAAUUAUUAAAAGAGAUUGGCUGAUUUUAUCAAAGUCUACAGGUAAAUUAUACUGUUAUGUGUGUAAAUUAUUUAGUUCCGAAAUUUCACAAAAUGUUUUUCAGACUGGUUUCAAUGAUUGGAAAAAUGCUCAUAUUUUAAUUUCUUCUCAUGAACAAUCGAAAAAUCACAUUACAUCGCAAGUAAAUUUAAUCAAUUAUCAAAAAACAAUUCAAGUAGACAAAGAACUGAUAAGAGUACAAGAAGAAACGAUAAAAUAUUGGACAAAAGUUUUAGAACGAGUUUUCGCUUUUCAUCUUUAA